AGCUUAUACAUUUCUCGGCGAGUAAAAAACAUUCUCUCGCUUUGACUAGAUACAGAUUAGAACAGAAAUGAAAUGUCUGUGAUAACAAAUUUAUUCUUAACUGCCACUCGUAAAUACGGAUUGUUCUUAGGAGCAAAAAACAUUGUCUUAUCAAGAGCGAUGUCCUCCAAAUCUGAUUUUCUAGUUAAUAACAAAAAAUAUGGAUUUUUAAGUCAAUUGGGAAUUAAAGAAACAAAUUUCGGAGUGUAUGACGGAAAAUGGAAGGGAUCUGGAAGAAUCGUUCAAUCAGUAUGCCCCGGUAACGGAAAAAUAAUCGCAGAAGUUCAGGAAGGUUCUCUGACUGACUAUGAAUCCUGUAUUAAAGCAUCUGAAGCGGCCUGGCACAUUUGGGCAGACAUACCUGCCCCUAAGCGAGGCGAAAUCGUUAGACAAAUAGGCGAUGCUCUUAGGGAAAAACUUACACCGUUAGCACAGUUAGUUUCUCUAGAAAUGGGAAAAAUUCUGCCUGAAGGUAAAGGUGAAGUCCAAGAAUACGUGGACAUAUGUGAUUAUGCUGUCGGUUUAUCCAGGAUGCUUUCUGGUUCCGUCAUGCCCUCUGAGAGACCUGGUCAUGUAUUGCUCGAAAACUGGAAUCCUUUAGGAACCAUUGGUGUAAUAUCGGCUUUUAAUUUUCCUGUUGCUGUUUAUGGGUGGAACAGUGCAGUUGCUAUGGUAUGUGGAAACACAGUUCUGUGGAAAGGUUCUGAGACCACUCCGCUAGUUUCAGUAGCAACAACUAAAAUUGUAGCUGAUGUGCUUGAAAGGAAUAAUUUGCCUGGAGCAGUGGCGGCUUUGUGUUGUGGCGGUGCUGAUAUUGGUAAAGCAAUGGCAGCUGAUGAUAGGAUUAAGCUUUUAUCUUUUACUGGUAGUUGUCAAAUUGGUCGAGUUGUCGGAGUUGAAGUACAAAAGAGAUUCGGAAAAUCCUUAUUGGAAUUGGGUGGAAAUAACGCUUUAAUAGUAGCGGAAGAUGCAGAUCUUAAAAUGGUUAUUCCUGCCACUUUAUUUGCAUGCAUUGGCACUUCUGGUCAAAGAUGUACUACUACAAGAAGACUGAUCCUACAUGAAGCUGUUUAUGAUGAAGUAUUGCAAAAACUUAAGACAGCUUACGGUCAAGUGACCAACAGGAUAGGCGAUCCGUUAGAAGAUAAUGUUUUAAUUGGUCCAUUACAUAGUCAAGUUUCUUUGAAUAAAUAUAAGCAAACAAUUGAUUUAAUUAAAAAAGCUGGUGGAAAAAUUGAACUAGGAGGAAAGGAAAUAGAAAGACCUGGUUACUAUGUGGAACCAACAAUAGUAACUGGCAUAAGCCAUAAUCAUGAACUUGUACACAACGAGUGUUUUGCGCCAAUAUUAUAUGUGCUGAAAGCUUCAAGCGUGGAAGAAGCAAUCUCAUGGAACAACGAAGUACCGCAAGGGUUGUCUUCGAGUAUUUUCACUCAGAAUCUCUCAAAUAUAUUUAAGUGGAUUGGGCCAAAGGGAUCAGACUGCGGUAUUGUAAAUGUGAAUAUUCCCACCUCGGGGGCAGAAAUUGGAGGCGCCUUUGGUGGUGAGAAGCAUACGGGUGGUGGACGGGAGUCUGGCAGCGAUUCUUGGAAACAAUACAUGCGUCGUUCUACUAUUACCAUUAAUCACUCCAAAGAUUUGCCCUUGGCUCAGGGAAUCAAAUUUGAAUAAAGCAGAAAUUUUUAAAUUAAUUUAUGUUCGAAGUGAUAUAUUUGAAAAAUAAAAUUUGGUGAAUGAUCUCAAUAUUUUGCAAAAUUUUAUCCAGUUUAAUUUGAAGUGAAUGUUGUUCUUUUUGUUAAAUCUAUGGUUUAAUUAAAAUAUGCUUAUACCACUCAGAAAAAUAAAUACUGUUAUUUACUA
Molecule: messenger RNA, 1899 nt
Organism: Anthonomus grandis grandis
Lineage: Eukaryota; Metazoa; Arthropoda; Insecta; Coleoptera; Curculionidae
Gene: Aldh7A1
Product: alpha-aminoadipic semialdehyde dehydrogenase
Exons: 7
Coding region: 73-1710 (545 amino acids)
Molecular function (GO): aldehyde dehydrogenase (NAD+) activity
Source: RefSeq, a predicted model, not a curated record